Messenger RNA from Larimichthys crocea (large yellow croaker), 1488 nucleotides. RefSeq names its product cytochrome b561 family, member D2 (gene cyb561d2). The transcript is spliced from 3 exons. Gene Ontology annotation, cellular component: endoplasmic reticulum. Gene Ontology annotation, molecular function: transmembrane monodehydroascorbate reductase activity. The record is from RefSeq and is a predicted model, not a curated record. The coding region runs from base 274 to 948 and encodes 224 amino acids. Lineage: Eukaryota; Metazoa; Chordata; Actinopteri; Sciaenidae.
UGUGUGUUUCCUUGCCGGUGACGCUCAUUGGUGACGCUACACAACAAGGCAGCGUUGAACUAUAUUCACAAUUAAUAAACUCGCUGUUUUGUGACAGUUAUCUGGUGAUGUAGACUUAUUUUAAAGUUUUUUUUUUGUAGUUUUACUUUUUCCAUCCUGCAUCGGUUCCGGUUGCGUUUGGCUCAAACUGCCAGUUCACUCGAGGUGACGACCCGGCGUGGGUUCGGUUACUUGUGGUGAGCUUGGCCUCGGUCCACAAAACUUGUCCUUAACAUGGUUCACAACAAAGAUCCGGAACCUGAGCCUCUUAUCUACGGUUGUACCAGGACAGCCUCCGCGGUGCUGACCCAUUUCAUCUGCAUCGCCUUCACUGCAGGCAUCGCAGUUCUGUCUCGGCCCGGUUCAAGUUUGUUUUCCUGGCAUCCUUUCCUCAUGACCCUAGCGUUCUCCCUCUUCAUGACAGAAGCCAUACUCCUUUUCUCCCCCCAUGGCUCCCCGAUCAAAAGGUUUCCACACAAGACAAAGGGUCGUGUUCACUGGAUCCUGCAGUGCCUCUGUGUGUCCUGUGCAGUCCUGGGUUUGGCUGCCAUCUUUUACAACAAACACCUGAACGGUAAACCCCAUUUCACUUCCUGGCACGGUCUGCUGGGCCUGCUCACGGUGUGUGUGGUGGUGUUACAAUCUCUGGCAGCCGUGCCUCUUAUCUACCACUCGUUGGCCAAAGGCUGGUCCCUGGCGAAACUCAAACGCUACCACGCAGCGACUGGACUUGUCACAUACCUGCUCGGCAGUGGCAGCCUGCUCCUCGGUCUCAGCUCUGCCUGGUUCACUGCAUCUGUCAGGGAGUACACCUGGUACCUGUCAGCACUCUGCCCUGCUCUCGCUGCCCUCGUCAUGAUGAACCAAGUCAGCCGUGCGUACAUGGCCAAGAAACGGUUGCAGUCCUGACAGAAGACAGUAUCUGACUGACUGUGUCGACACUUUAACAAAAAAAACAAUCACUGAAAGUUUGCCUGUGAGAUUAAAUUAUUAGUCACAUCCAAUCAUCCAAUCAUAGGGAACUGAUUCCUGCAGCCACACGCCUAUUUGAAGGUCAAAUCAUGAAGUGCUAGUGCCAAAAGAAGAUAAUGAAAUGCUUUUUUUUAAUACACCGACUGACAUUUAGGUCACUGAGGUCAUGCAUCCUGUAUUUUGUUCUAACAUUUCACUGAGUGGUUUCUCGUAGUAGUUUUAAAAUUGGUAAUUCUCUACUGGGAUCACAAACAAUGCAAUGUGACGGUGGCACAGAACUGAAACCAUCACGUUAGUGGGGAAAAAGUUACAUAAUAUAUAAUAAAGGUUUUGUAAGCUUGCACAUUCCUGUUUGAGGUUUUUAGAUUCAUGUCCUCAGUGUUUCAGUUUAUGUUGAUAUUUCUCAGGUUGAUUGUUUUUCUGUCUUUUGACUAUUUAUGCUGCCUGCGAUUACUUAUUAGGAUUAUUAGGAUUACU